AUGACAACAAAGAGAAACUUGGCAGGGAGGGACAACAAUGGACAUUUUGAUCAAUAUAAAGAAUUUGUUAAGGGUGUGCAACUUGGAUCUUUGUUCCAUGUACAGCUGUUCCUUGAGGAUCAUCCCAAUGCAAAGAAUGAGAAGAUCACAGCUCAGGGCAAGACAGCUCUUCACAUUGCUGUUGCUGCGGGACAUGAGAAUAUAGUGGAGAAGCUGGUGGUUUUAAUGUCGGAAGAAGGAUUGGAAAUACAAGAUGAUGAUGGUUGGACAGCUCUAGCUGAGACAGCUUUUGCUGGUAACUACCGGAUGGCAAAGUGCAUGCUUACAAAGAACACGCGCUUGGUCAGCAUUGGAAACGUGGAUGGACGUCUUCCGGUUGUUCUUGCUAUUGAAGGUGGUUAUAAAGAAUUGGCUUGCUUUCUCUUUUCUCACACUCCGCUAAAAGAUCUAGAAGGCAUCAGCGUUGCUACACUUUGUACGAAGGCUAUAUAUACCCGGACGUUAGCUAUUGCUUUGAAUUUACUCAAGAAUGAUCGACAUUUGGCUCUUGCUCCAGGCAAAGAGAAUGUCUCCCCUUUGUAUGCCUUGGCUUCUACGCCUAACGCAUUCCCAAGUGAAAAUCAGCUUGUGUUUUGGAAACGAUGGAUCUGCUCUCUACAAGCUGAAUUGCGCCAACUAGUGCCAUCUCUCGUUAACCUAGUUUUCGGAAUCAAGGAUUUAUAUGAAAUGAAGGUGGCCGAUUUCCGGAGGGGUAUGAUUAUGUCGUACAUGUGCAAUGUGAUAGAAAUGUCAAAUGAUGAAGAGAGGAAGACUGGUUGCGUUUAUACAGCUGUCUUCCGUGCUAUCAAGGAUGGGAAUUUGGAGUUUGUUUAUAAAAUAGUGAGUAGAAAUCCAGAUCUCUUGCGGUGCAAAGAUGACAAAGGCAGAACCAUAUUUCCGAGUGCAGUCCUAUAUCGCCAAACUAAAAUCUUUAGUCUUAUAUACGGGCUUCAUGUGAAGCUCCCGAAGGUAUACUCUCAAGAUUGCUUCAACAACAAUAUAUUACAUAUGGCAGGAAUGUUAGAAGCUUCUGCCCAGCUUAAUUGCAUCCCAGGUGCAGCAUUGCAGAUGUAA
Messenger RNA from Corylus avellana, 1113 nucleotides. NCBI's taxonomy places the organism in Eukaryota, Viridiplantae, Streptophyta, Magnoliopsida, Fagales, Betulaceae. The record is from RefSeq and is a predicted model, not a curated record.